Messenger RNA from Chenopodium quinoa (quinoa), 3250 nucleotides. Its product is annotated as protein CLMP1-like. The transcript has a single exon. Lineage: Eukaryota; Viridiplantae; Streptophyta; Magnoliopsida; Caryophyllales; Amaranthaceae. The coding region runs from base 508 to 2859 and encodes 783 amino acids. The record is from RefSeq and is a predicted model, not a curated record. Gene Ontology annotation, molecular function: protein binding.
GGAAUAUCAACAAUAAAUAUUUUAGUACCAAAAUAGAAAUAGGGAAAAAGGAUAAAUACAUUUUUGGAAUGGGCAAAAAGAAGAGAUUGAGCUCCAUGACUUGUUCUUGAACCCAAUUUUUACCUUUUUUUUUUUAGGGUUUCACUUUUCUCUUUCUUCUGAAAACUCUUCCAUAAACCCCAUCUUACACCUCUCCCACCCUUUCUAGAACAUUCAUCGAGGGGUGUUUAUCGUUUCCAUCAAAUCUAUCUUCACCAUUUCUCUGGGUUUUCUCAAAGGCGUUUUCUGGGCUAUCAGAUAACACCAAUCUAUCAUCAAAGGUCAGAACUUUCAUUAUUUGUAAGUGGGUUAUCUUUAUUUCUCUUUAGUAUUAUCUAUUUUUGUAUCGAAAUUCAUAAUUUAGAAUAUCCAAUUGCUCAAAUAAUUGUAAAGAUUGAAUCUUUUUGAUAAAAAUUGUCAGAAAUUCAGUGUUUUUUUUGUAUAAUUCUGGGAUAAUUUUGAAAUUGUAUGGGGAAGUCUGGGGGUAGGAGAAAGAAGGGGGCAGGAAACCAAGGUGUAGCUAGUGAUGCUGCUCCUAACAAUGCAAACAUUGCUAGUAAUGGUAACAUAGAUUUGGAUUCAGCUGUGUUUCUGAAAAGAGCUCAUGAGCUAAAAGAGGAAGGAAAUAAGAGAUUUCAGGCCAAAGAUUAUGUGGGUGCCCUUGAACAAUAUGAUAGUGCUAUUAAGCUAAUCCCCAAAACCCACCCUGAUAGGGCUGUGUUUCAUAGCAAUAGGGCUGCUUGUUUGAUGCAAAUGAGACCAAUUGAUUAUGACAGUGUCAUAUCUGAGUGCACUAUGGCCCUUCAGGUUCAGCCUCGGUUUGUUCGGGCUCUUCUGCGAAGGGCCCGAGCUUAUGAGGCUGUAGGGAAGUAUGAAAUGGCUAUGGCGGAUGUGCAAAUUCUUUUGGGUUCUGAUCCUAAUCAUGGGGAUGCUUUAGAUAUUGCCCGUAGGCUUCGGACGGCUCUUGGGCCUCGUCAGGAGGCUCAACAGGAUCUCCAGAGCCGCCCAUCGCCUGCUGCUCUUGGGGCUUCUGCGGUUAGAGGUGCACCUAUUGCUGGCCUUGGCCCGUGUUUGCCUGCUAGGACUCCACCUAAGAAGGGUGCAGGGGUUGGUGGGGGAACCAACAGUGCAUCGAGUAACAAGAAUGAAAAGCCACAAAUUGCAGCAACAGAAAAUGGUCCUGAUGUCAAAACACAAAUGCCAAAGGUUGUUUUGAAACCUGCAACUGGUUCUUUUAAGUCCAAUGAUAAGCAAUUGAAGGGUAGUUUAAAGGAGCAAGCACCUGCAUCAUCCACUUCCAUGUCUGCUCCCAGGCCAUCUCAAUUGGCCGCUAUUCAAUGGAGGCAAUUGAAGCUUGUGUAUGAUCAUGAUAUAAGACUAGCCCAAAUGCCAGUGAAUUGCAGCUUCAGAGUUUUAAGGGAGAUAGUGGGGCAACGAUUUCCAUCAUCAAAAUCUGUUUUGAUCAAGUACAAAGAUUCCGAUGGUGAUUUGGUGACUAUAACUUGUACCAGUGAGCUAAAGUUGGCUGAAGCUUAUGUGGACAACCUUGUACCUAAAGAUCCAGAAAGUGAUAAGUUAGAGUCAUUUGGAAUGUUAAGAUUGCAUAUUGUAGAAGUGAACCCUGAACAAGAACCAUCAAUAGUAGAAGAAGAAGAAGAAGAAGAAGAAGAAGAAGAAGAAGAAGAGGAGAAGCCAAUGGACAGCGAGGAAAUCAAGGGAGAUAAUGGCUCUCACUCUUCGCUUGGUGAUUGUGGAGUGGAUUCCAUCGGGACUGAGGCUGACAAAGCUGAUGACAAAACAUCGAUAGAAACCCAUAAAGGAAAGCCAGAGGUUGAAGAUGGAGAAUGUAAGGAGGUGGAGAUGGAUGAUUGGUUGUUUGAGUUUGCUCAGCUUUUCCGAAACAAUGUUGGCAUUGAUCCUGAUGCUCAUGUUGAUCUGCAUGAGAUUGGAAUGGAACUGUGUUCUGAGGCUCUUGAAGAGACAGUCACAAGUGAAGAGGCACAACUUCUCUUUGAUAAGGCUGCUCUGAAGUUUCAGGAGGUUGCUGCAUUGGCUUUCUUUAACUGGGGAAAUGUUCAUAUGUGUGCUGCAAGGAAAAAGAUCCCGGUGGAUGAGAAUGCAUCUCAGGAGGUUAAGGCGGCACAGCUGCAGAAAGCAUACCACUGGGUUAAGGAAAAGUAUUCCUUAGCCAAGGAGAAGUAUGAGGAGGCACUUUCGAUCAAGCCAGACUUUUAUGAAGGGUUACUUGCUAUGGGGCAGCAGCAGUUUGAGAUGGCAAAGCUUCACUGGUCUUAUGCUCUGGCAAAGAAAGAAGAUCUUUCAAGCUGGGAUUCAACAGAGACAUUCAAACUCUUUGACAGUGCAGAGGAGAAGAUGAAAGCUGCUACUGAAAUGUGGGAAAAGUUAGAGGAGCAGAGAGCCAAUGAACUGAAAGACCCAAAUUCAAGUAAGGUGGAGGAGUUGCUAAAAAGGAGAAAGAAAUCAGGAAAUGAUGGCGAAUCCUCAGGUAAGAUUCCUAGUGAGCCUACUCCUGAGGAAUUGGCUGAGCAAGCAGUUGUAAUGAGAUCACAGAUUCAUCUCUUCUGGGGUAAUAUGCUAUUUGAGUGCUCUCAAAUUGAAUUUAGAUUGGGAGUUGCCAAUUGGAAAAAGAAUCUCGAUGCUGCUGUUGAACGUUUUAAGUUAGCAGGAGCUUCAGAAGCUGACAUUUCUACAGUUACAAGCAAUCAUUGCUCCAAUGGAGAUGCAGCUGGAGGAGAGGAGAAGAAAGAUGAUAAUGCAGUUGUGUCUUCUGGAACAGGUGUCCAAGUUGAGGCAACAUGAUUUAAGCGGAUAUAUUAUGAGCGUUCCAGUUUUCCAGGCAAGUCAGGAAUGUCACUAGCUUGAGAUCAUCACCUGGGUGUCCUAUAGAGCAAGGUAAAGACAGGGUAGAUUUCACCCCUUUUCAAAUGCAUAAUCCAGGGCCGAAUAUUGGUGCUCGGGUACUAAAGCAAGAGUAUAUGAUGGCUGUUGAUGGUUUUAGAAUAACAUGUGCUUAUGAUGUUUAUGUUACACGAAUAUAGCAUUUUUGUUAUCUUCAUAAGUUAAAACCUCUGAUUGAUAGAUCAUUUUUUUUUUUCCCUUCAUUUGUUUGGCUUGCUUAAACUUAAUAUUGAAUUUUUGAGUGCCAAACUUUUCAUAUCCGUAAUGUCUCAGUCUUUGGGUUUUAUGCUUA